This is a messenger RNA of Xenopus laevis (African clawed frog), 3902 nucleotides long. It is a transcript of the gene cep95.L, whose product is annotated as centrosomal protein 95kDa L homeolog. The coding region runs from base 714 to 3368 and encodes 884 amino acids. NCBI's taxonomy places the organism in Eukaryota, Metazoa, Chordata, Amphibia, Anura, Pipidae. The transcript has 21 exons. The record is from RefSeq and is a predicted model, not a curated record. Gene Ontology annotation, cellular component: spindle pole; centrosome.
CCUAGUAGUAUGUGCCAUUGGAUGCACCCAAGAUUCCAGUUCCCACAAUGCCUUUCAUGUUCAUAAUUCUGCACAGGAUUAAUGCACUGGAUCCUUUAAAAUGACUGAAGCAACAGUGCACAACUGGACCGAAAGUGCUGUUUUUAGUAUAAUGUACAACCUCCAGUAACACCGCUGAACGUUUUUGUUCAAUGUAUACUGAUAAGCUGCUUCCACUAGGCAACACUUCCUUUCUGUCGCUAGUUGGCUGAAGAUCUUUAAUUUCCCAGAAUCCCGCGCGGUUUCCCGCCUACUUCCCGCUCUCAGUUCUCCGUGACGCCAUCGCUACUCGAGCCACGCCCCUUGCUGUUACAAGCAUUCGGUUACAUCAUUGGGGACUAUUUGCCGGCGGAGGGAUAAAAACGAACUAGUUCUAUGCUCGGAGUGACUUCCAUGGAAACAGGCGUGCCGCAGCGGAUACUUCACUGCACGUUCCAAAAGUAAAAGUAGCGAUUCGAGCUGGUACAAGGGGGCCACAUAGACCGCUGCUCCUGGUGUAGUGGCUUGAAAUCAGAAACUGAAUAGAUGCUUUUUCUAGGGGUGGGAUCAAUGACGUCAGAUCCGGAAGCAACGGCCUAGGGAGUGCUGACCAAUCAAAUAGCUUUGGUGGUUUAAAUGCCUUACGCUUGGGGAACCCCGAAUGUUAAUGUUUGAUACCCUGGUUCGGAAGAAGUAUGGGGACACAGGAAUCAGAGUGGGUGGAUGUUGCCAACAGAUUGUUAACUAAAUGCCACAUUAACCUGCAAGUCCAAGAAGUGUCGGAAUGUGAUGCUCAUGUAUUUGUUGCUCUCUAUGAAGCUAUUUUAGGAGAGAAAGUGCCAGAUUUGAUUCCCGAACCACAGAAUCCAGAAACCAAUGCUCACAAUGUCCAGUCUGUUAUUGACUCGCUUGCUCUGGAUUACCUGCAAGUCAGCCUGUCCCAUAUAACAGGGGAAAACAUUGUGAAUGGGGAUACUGAAUCUGUCCAAAACCUUUUGGAAAUAUUUGACGGCUUGUUGGAGUAUCUUACGGAACAAAUCAGUGAAGCAUCUUCCCAAAAUGGGGAGGAUUCAGAUGGUCGUGACUUUAGUCAAAGGAGGCAAAAUGAUGAGGUGCCAAAGGGACAGGAAGAGUUGCUGCCCACUCUGAAACCACCCCCAUUGACAGGAUCUCCUGCACUGUCUUCGGAUAUAUUUGUUCCAUCCUGGGAAGUCGAUGGGUCUGAAUCAACCGCUGAGCUGAUUAGACUGGGAGACACCGCACAGACAUUUACCUGGAGAGGUUUGAGGGCAGCAUAUGUUCAGAGGGAGGAAGAGAAGCCAGUUCCAAAGCAGCAAAGUGGAGAAGAUGAUGAGAGGCUUCCACAUUCUUCUCCUUGUGUUUCCAGUCACAAAGUAGUGGAACGAUGUGAUGCCAUGAAUGGUUUCUCAGAAUUGAGACCUUGCAAUGAGGAUCUGCUGCCUGCCAUCCCGCUAAAUCACCCAUACCAACCCAUAGAGGGCAGGCCAUCCACUACUAGUAGAGAAGCUGUAGGCAGUAGAGGACCCUCUCUAAGGCCGGUAUCUGAGGAAAGUCUGCCUUCCACCCGUGGGCCUCAAGUUGCUGCUGUGGAUUCCAGGCCUGGCAAAUUACCAGAUGGAACAGAGACCCGGGAAGGACAAAAUGGGAAAUCAAUUUCUCCCUGCCAAAAGAAAGUUGCCUUCCGCACCCUCCCUGACAUCCGCCUCAUGACCCUGCGCAGCACCCUUUCAGACUGUGAGAAUGGGGUGUCUGACAAGGCAGAGGAGGAGGGAGAAGAGACAGAUUCCACCAUGCUACAGGAAAUUGGAGAAGAAUACACUGCCCCUGGUUCCCGGCACUCUUUCUUUCAUUCCCGGGCUUCAGACAGCAUGCUAUCAUCCAUCACAGAGGAGCCAUUUUCAGUGCAGAGAGCAAGAAACAGACUAUCGGAACAGGAACUGCAGGAAAUGUCUGAAAAAUUGUCUCACAAGCUGGAUGAACUGGACCUGAUGCUGAAGAAGGCGCUUGGGUCCCAGACCAGUGUGGGGGAGAUCAAAGAAGAGGACAAACUAUCUCAGCACAGCGACAGUAUCAUGGAGUUCCGCAGGAAGAAGCAGCUACAAGCAUUGCAGAGUUCAAGGAAACAUCAAAACAGACCUCGAUCUCUCUCAUCCUCCCCCACGCCCCUGUCUCCUCCCCACCACAACCUCUGUGCACAGUUUGAGGAUGCCUUACACAGAGAAGCCAAGGGGGAGACUGGCAAGAUCAGGAGAGGGGUUCAGAAGGAGAUGGACCUGCAGAGGAUGAAGUCUCGGCUAUUGACUAAUGCGUACGAGGAGCACCUAAAGGAUUUGGCGGAAAGAGAGCAGGUUCAGCUUUCUAAACUAAAAGCAAAAUUAAAGAAGACUGAAGAAGACUGUGAGGAGAAUAUGUUUAAGGAGCCAAUGAAAAAGUCUCAGCCAGAGAAGGUUUAUUCUGUAAAUCAAAUUGUUUGCACCCCAAAGGGUAGCAAGAUCACAGCUGUCCGCACCCAGCCCAGGAAAGCAGCACGGAUGAAGAUAAAGGAAAAUGAUCUGCUCCCGCAGCUGCUGGAUGAAUUUCCAUUUCUUCAGAUUUCCCCACACACACUGAGGCGAAUGUGGAAUGGUCAGAUGUCGCAAGUGGAACGCCUCACUAGGGCCUCACAAGAGGACGACCGCAGUGAACGCAGGCUGCAGACCGAGGUCGAAGAGGCACAGAAGAAACACGAUCUUCUUGUUGAUAUUAUCCGCAAAGAGCAGGGCCAGAACCAGCGCCUGAAGGAUUUCAGGGAGCGCAUUCGGCUGCAGAAAUCUGCGCAGAAUAAAAUGAAGGAGAAUCGACAGCAGGCAGCUAGGGCCAAGAGGUAUUAUGAGGAUUACCACGUGCAGCUGCGGGCCAAGCUGAUGCGGGCCCGAACAAGGGAAGAGCGGCUUUUUAAGAAGCUAUUUGAGGAGGGAUUGGAGCUGCAGAAGGAGAGGUUGCAAGAGAUUCGCACAUACACCCGGGAGCAACGGGAAGAGCAGAGAAAGAGACACAAAGAUGAGUUGGACUCCAUGGAAAACUACUAUAAAGACCAGUUCUCCAUGCUGGCAGAGGCUGUCACUCAUGAACGCCAGGAGAUCCAGGCUCAGGAGAAGGCUCAGGCUAAAACGCUGCAUAAGAUAAAGAGAGAGCUCAGAGGCAAGAUGGAAAAGGAGAUCCAGGACCUCCAAGAGAUGAUCGUCAGAACAGACGAGGACGCUUUCUUCCGUGAGCUGGAGGCCGAGAGACUGAAGAGAAGGCUGCAGAUGGCUUCCUUUCACUAUAGCAAAAGCCAAUGCAUGCAAUAACUGCAAGCAGCCGCUGAAGGGCAAUGAACAGAAGAGAAAAUAUUUGUAUGGCCCAAAAUGUAAUUAUGGACACUAAUAGCGCAGUUUAAAGUUGGGAGAACACAAAUAUACACUAUUACCCCCACAGGUAAGACACCUGUGCCCACACCUCCGCUGCUGAUGAACUACAGUUUAAGCCAGUGAAAUGGCUGCAGGGUGGGUAGGCUGGACAUCUAUGCACUGUAAUCACUGUGAUCCUUGGGGUGCCUCAAGCUUACACCCUACCCACAUGCCAUGUUAUAAUCCAUGCGUAUGUACAGUGAAGUUGCGGGACGAUGACAUUUGUGAUUCUAUGUUCUCCCCCAGAGACCUCUUCGCCAAAUCAGAAGUGCCUUAGCCAGACGCGGCAUGGAGUCUCUGCCCUCCAUCAGAUGCAGAUAUUUGUACGGAAAAUCAGUUGCUUCAUUUGCACUAUUUAUUUCUGAGAUUUUUAACUUAUUUGUGUGAAUCUGUCUUUCAUUUUUACCUGAAAGUAAAAACAGGAUUUUCUGUUCA